GCUGAGUACUCCGUGAUUGGCUGAGAGUCGAUAACUGAGGCUCUGAUUGGCCAGAAUCCGUUGAAACAGGAAGUGAAAGUACAGCACGAGUCAGUGACAAUCAACAGUCCUAAUUUUGUUGCCUCCAUGGAGCCUCCUAUGUUCCCCCGAGAGUCCGGCCAGUUUGUAGCAGAGCGGAGUCAGGAUGUGUUCGUGGAGGAAGAAGGUGUGCGGAAGGUGGCAGAGAUGCUUUAUGCUCUGCGGGGUAGUGAUGAGCUGUGUGCCAGUGGCUGGAAGAAGGCCAACCCCCUGGCCCCUGCAGCCACCUCUGACCAGGCCUUCAACUGGGUGUUCGUAGUGGACACCGUGAACUUCUCCUUCUGGCCCGAUGAGGAGACACGGCAGUGCGAGGUGACCUUCCGAGGGAUCACGCACACAGGCUACAUGACCUUGUGCGCUGCCGUCACCAGAGCCAUGGAGGAAGGGGUGCCCAUUACAGACCCAAAGUUCUUCUCCCAGAUGACGGUGGAUGAGCUGGCCCACAUCCUUCGUUCUGACAAUGAAACGACCAUGCCCAUGAUUCAGGAGCGCCAUCAGGUACUGACUGAAGGCGGCCGUGUGCUGUUGCAACACGGUGGAAGCUUCCGGAGUUUCAUAAGCCAGGCCGGCAACGACGCCCGCAAGAUGGUGGAGCUCGUCGUGGAGAAUAUGCCCUCCUACCGAGACGAAGCCGUUUACCAGGGGAAGCGGAUCUCGUUGUACAAGAGGGCUCAGAUCCUGGUGGCAGAUUUCUGGGCCGUCGCGGCGGCCAGAGGCGAGGCGGACAUCGUCAACAUAGACUGGCUCACCAUGUUCGCGGACUACCGGGUCCCGCAGGCCCUCGUCUACCUGGGCGCGCUGCGAUACUCGGACGCUCUGAUGCGCACACUCAAAAGCGGCGAGCUGUUGCAUUCGGGUGACCGCAGGGAGGUGGAGAUCCGGGCGUGCUCCAUUUGGGCGGUGGAGUGCAUCAAGGCCCGUCUGGGCGAGCUGGCGCGGCAACAGGGCGGUGACGGCGGUGGCAUCAACUCGGUGCUCAUCGACUUCUACCUGUGGCCGUACGCCAAGAAGCACCACCGAGAGAUGGCCCACAUUCCCAUACACCACACGCGAUGUGUUUACUACUGACAAGCUGCAUGCCGACUGUGUCCCAGACUAAGCCAAGUGCCUGUAUGUACAUUAUUUCAAUAGUCCUUUUUCCUAUUAGUCAUACAGUGGAUGCCAAAAGUCUGCACACCCCUGUUCAAAUGCCAGUUUUUUAAUGGUAUAAAACAAGACUCAGAUAAGUUGCAAAACUUUUUCCAACCUUAAUGUGGCCUGUAACAUGUGCAACUUAUUUGAAAAAGUGUAGAACAAAUGAACUAUUUUAAUUGUUGAGUAUUUAUUAUUUCUCAUGGAUAGAUCUUUCGAAGUGCAAAAUUAACCCCAAAAUUUCAGGAGGAACCUAAAAGACAAUUUUUACCUUUGCAGGAGAACUUAAUUGGACCACUUUAAUCUUUUCACCUCACAUGCCAUGGUAAAUGAACGGACCAACAAAUUACCUGGUUCAAUUAGAAUACAAACCGUCAAGUCGUCUUCAUCGUGCUGUUGACAUUUUGAAAUAAUGAGACCAAGCCGCCAGCUAACAAUUGAUCUACGGUACCUUGCCAUUGCGAGGCUUUAAAUAAUAGAAUGUUCUAAGACUCUUGAGACUCAGAGGGAAGUGUCCACAACAGGCUGCGAAGAGAUACGUAGAGACUGGAGGAGUCACAGAAAGGCAGAAAAGUGGACGUCGUUGCAAAUGUAUUGGUCGAUUCAUGCAACCCUCAUAGUUUUGAUUUGAAAUAUAUCUUUUGUGACACCA
This is a messenger RNA of Phyllopteryx taeniolatus (common seadragon), 1861 nucleotides long. It is a transcript of the gene qng1, whose product is annotated as Q-nucleotide N-glycosylase 1. The transcript is spliced from 7 exons. NCBI's taxonomy places the organism in Eukaryota, Metazoa, Chordata, Actinopteri, Syngnathiformes, Syngnathidae. The record is from RefSeq and is a predicted model, not a curated record. Bases 127 to 1146 code for a protein of 339 amino acids.